CAUUGAGCAAGACUACUCGAUCUCUCUCUCUCUCUCUCUCUCUCUCUCUCUCUCUCUCUCUCUCUCUCCAUGACUCCAACUUAUCUCACCUCCGCAUCUCCUUUGCCUGUUGGAGAGGGCAACGAAGAUGACAAUCAUGUUUUUUUCAUCCAAACAUCCCAAGUUUCAUCAUCUUCAUGCCCCGUCUUCUUCAAUCCAACACAAGGACAAGAGAAGGGAGAUCAUGACGGAGAUCAAACACUGCAACAGCAUAAAAAACAUCAAGAAAAUGAGGCUGAUGGACGGUUUCAGAUUGUUGAUGACAAUGACAAUCAUCACAGCUUCAACCAUUCUAUCCCUAAGCAAGCCGAUCAAGAUCGAGAUCAGUGUAACAAUGGGCCAGUUAAGUGGAUGUCUUCAAAGAUGAGGUUUAUGAGGAAAAUGAUGAAUUCUGAUCAGACCCCAGAGAAAUCUCAGCCAUUGGAUGAUGAGAACAACAAUAACAACGCCACCACAAUUAGAGUCUGCUCAGAUUGCAACACAACCAAGACGCCUCUAUGGAGGAGCGGGCCGCGCGGUCCGAAGUCUCUUUGCAAUGCCUGUGGAAUUCGACAAAGGAAGGCGAGACGGGCAAUGGCGGCUGCAAGCAGUGGUAUAAUCGCUUCUUCUACAUCUAGUAAUAAAGUGUCAAAAGAGAAGCGAUUAAACUGCAAUCACACCAACCAACACAAGAAGCGGUGCAAAAUCACAGCACCUCGAUCAUGGGAGAUUCGAUUUGAAGAAUUCACGAUAAGUUUGAGUAAGAAUUCGGCGUUUCACCGAGUGUUCCCGCAAGACGAGAAGGAUGCGGCAAUCUUGUUGAUGGCGCUGUCUUGCGGCCUGGUUCACGGUUGAAUUUUUAUUUCUUCUCUUUUCUUUUUGUUUCCAGGAUCUUUUUCUUCUAGCUGGUGUGGAGAGUAUGUUUAUGAGAGAGAGAGAAUUAAAGAUGUGAUGGUAUCAGAGAAUAACAGCAAUAAGUUGUUCUGGUGAUCUUUUCAGUUUGUAGUGAUUCCGUUGUUUUUAUAAAGAGGUUGGUAAUGAAAUUACUGAUCACAGCUGCUAGCUAGUGGAUCUCCCUCCGAUUGUUGUUUUUAUAAAGAGUUGGUAAUGAAAUUACUGAUAACAUAUGCUAGUGGA
Magnolia sinica is the source of this 1155-nucleotide messenger RNA. Its product is annotated as putative GATA transcription factor 22. Gene Ontology annotation, molecular function: zinc ion binding; sequence-specific DNA binding. NCBI's taxonomy places the organism in Eukaryota, Viridiplantae, Streptophyta, Magnoliopsida, Magnoliales, Magnoliaceae. Bases 70 to 873 code for a protein of 267 amino acids. The record is from RefSeq and is a predicted model, not a curated record. Gene Ontology annotation, biological process: regulation of DNA-templated transcription. The transcript has 3 exons.